GGGGCACGGGGCACGGGCACGGGCACGGCCGGGGCUGAGGGGCGAGCGGACGGCCUCUGGCUCCCCGUGUCCCGCCCCGUGUCCCGCCAGCCCGACUCGGGCCGGGACAGCCUGCAGCCACUUCCUGCCGCUCCCCGCCGCGGGGCCUGGCGCAGACCGGGCUGCGGGCUGCUGAUGCUUCUCUGGUCGCCUGUGAUAAAAAGUGUUGAGGGGUGGAAUUUUUGUCCUCGCUGCCUUGACCUUCUGCUUUAGUACAGGUCCCGAUCUUGAGGCGGCAACCUGUAAUUGUGCCCGAGUGCCGCUUUAGACGUGCGGUUUUAUAAAGUAUACUUUUUGCUCACUUCUGAGUAAGAGGCCUCCAGUUGUGUAGAAGGAGGGUGGUUGUAUAAUACGAGUGUGUCCCUCGUAUUAAGCCUGUGUCUUCGGCAGGUAGCGGCGUAGGUCAGUGUGUUUAGGAUGAUGGCACACACUCUUAGUAGUUUAACCCCAGCAGGCAGCCCAGCCCCGGCCAGCUGCUCCUCGCUCCCUCACGAGUGGGGCUGGGGAGAGAAGGGGAAGGGUGAAAAGGCAGAAAACUCGGGGGCUGAGAUAAAGAUAAUUUAAUGGGUAAAUCAAAAGCCGUGCACACAAGCAAUGCAAAACAAGGAAUAAGUUCACUACUUCCCAUGGCAGGCAGGAGUUCAGCCAUCUCCGAGGAGAGCAGGGCCCCUUCACAGGUGAUGGUUACUUGGGAAGACAAAUGCCAUCACUCCAAACAUCCUCUUCCUCCCACUUUGUAUAUGCAGCCUGAUGUCAUUUGGUCUGGAAUAUCCCCUCAGUGCAUUUGGGUCACCUGCCCCAGCUGUAUCUCCUCCGUGCUGUGUUCAGCAGAAAUCCAAAACACAGCCCCAUAUUAGGCACUGUGAAGAAAAUUAAUUCCACCCCAGGCAAAACCAACACAGCAUACCACGGUUGAUCAACUCCAUAAUGUUAUCUCAAAAUCUGUGCCAAGUUUGCAAAUGUUUGUUUCUGCGGAAUUUGAAACUGAAUUCAGUAAAUGUGGUCGGCUUGGCCAGAAGGAUCCAUUCUUCACCGAAAAAGCUUUCUGACUCUGAGUCAAAGGAACAAACUGUCCAGAAAUGUGAAACUGAAGAUUUACCUCAAAAUGCAGAAAACAGUAAUUUUGGAAGAUUGCACAUACCAGUGAUGCUGGAGGAGGUUGUUAAUUGUUUAUCCCCUCAGCCAGGUCAGCGGUUCCUUGAUAUGACAUUUGGAGCUGGAGGUCACACAACAGCUCUUUUAGAGAAAGCCAGCGACAUCACCGUGUAUGCACUAGACAGGGAUCCUACAGCCUAUAAAAUAGCUCAGCAGCUUUCAGAGGCCUACCCGAAACAGAUUCAACCUCUUCUAGGACAGUUUAGCCAGUCAGAGGCUUUGUUACUCUCAUCUGGGGUUGAGCCAGGGACUCUGGAUGGCGUUCUUCUGGAUGCUGGCUGUUCUUCUAUGCAAUUUGAUACCCCUGAAAGAGGUUUUUCCCUGCAGAAGGAUGGACCUUUGGACAUGAGGAUGGAUAGUGACAGGUACCCUGACAUGCCCACUGCUGCCGAUGUUGUGAAUGCUUUAGAUCAACAGGCGCUUGCGUCCAUCCUGAGGACAUACGGGGAGGAGAGGCACGCAAAGAAAAUCGCCUCAGCCAUCGUCCAGGCACGCAGCAUAUACCCCAUCACCAGAACCCAGCAGCUUGCAAGCAUUGUUGCAGGUGCUUUUCCAGCAUCAGCACUCUAUGCACGGAAGGACUUGCUUCAGAGACCUGCUCAUGUUGCUACCAAAACCUUUCAAGGCCUGCGAAUAUUUGUAAAUGAUGAGCUCCAUGAACUCUUCAUAGGAUUGAAGACAGCUGAGAAGUUCCUAAAACCUGGAGGUCGCCUUGUAGCCCUCUCCUUUCAUUCACUAGAAGAUCGUAUUAUCAAACGUUUUCUUCAUGGGAUUGACAUGACAGAAAAGCACAAUCUUGGCUCAAAGCAGAAGAUAAGGCAGGCUCUGAAAAAUUCCUCCAAACGAGAAGAUACGCAAGAAUCUCCCUGUGGAAAAUCCAACUCAAAAUGGAGUUUUUUACAGAAAAAAGUUCUCACACCCAAGGCGGAGGAUAUUGAAACAAACCCAAGAGGAAGAUCAGCCAAGCUAAGAGCUGCUAUUAAACUAUAAACCAAAAUAAAUGAUUACAUGAUUGUAUAGUUUCCUUAAAUUCUGUUUUCCAGAAUGCUAACUGGACAGAUAGUAUCAAACAAAAAUAAAAUGAAGGCUAUUACAAAACAUUUCUUUCUUACCUUUGUGCUUCUUUUCGAUUAUGAAGUAGUAUAGAGCAUAAAAAUGCGAAAUAAAUGGAUAUAAGUGGGUGUCACUAAUUGUACAAAAAAUACAUCUUUUUUUAAAAGUGCAUCAAACAUCAGUCUUAUAAAAAUUGCAGGUUUGAUGUAUUUGUAGUAUCACUUUAGAUAAAUUUCAAAAUCCUGACAUUAACAGUCUAAAUUCAGUAGCUGAUUGAGAAAUAUUUUUAUGGGGAUGAAUUUCACACACCUAAUUCAGAUGUCUGGUUUAGUCUCGAGUAAGUUUAAACUAACCUAAGCAUUCUUAAUAUAUCUAUCACUGUAUCCCUAACUUGUUGCAUGAAUACCUAUGGGACAACAGCUAGUUCUUAAAUAAAGUGACAUCAGUAUUCCACGUUCUAUCCAGGAGUUUGUAAAUGGACUCUUACCUUUUUUAAGAUCAGUAUUUACAUCUAGGUGAUCACCUAGUUGUUUAAUGAUUAAUAAUUGUAAAUAAUAAAUGUAUCUUGGGGGGAAAAAGGGUUCUUACAAAAACAUUGUUGGCACUUGUACACUACAGUACAACAGUCAGAUUUGUACUUGUACUGAAUUUCUUCCUGCAACCAUAACUUCUGUACAUAGAUCCACUACAACUUUUAGGUGUUGAUGGAAUUAUAAUUAACCCAUGAAGAACCAGUUUUGUGGGUCUUAUGAACUAUUCUCCUUUGCUGGUGAUUGUUUAUUUAGAGGUAAGUAUGAAAUUAUUUUAGGAAAGGCCCACUCUUAACACUAGCUGUCUGUUUGGGUGCUAUAUUAGGUUGUAGAACAUUUAACAUAAUUUCUUUUUUAGUUACUGUGAAUUAAAUUUAGAUUUGGGUUUAUAUUUUAUCUUAAAAAACCACUGGAUUUUUAGCUGUAUAUGCUAAAAAUGAAUGGAAAAUCGUGUAAGUUUCAACUUCUUUGACCUCUGAUUCAUCUCUUCAGGAAAAAGUCUUAAUUUAGAUAAUCAAAUUGGUACCAAGAUUUUGUUUGUGAUGUCUGAAACUUGGUUGGUAAAAUAAAAAAAAAAUGCAAUUUCUGACUCAGGGAAAUGUCUACUACACUGGCUUCUGAACAGCUGUCUGGAUCAUUCUGAACUUGAUUUUCAUCAAGCAUCCUCUUUGUGUUCAUGUAAACGAUUACUUCACGGUAGUUUUUUGGGUCAUAUUGACACAAGUUGAUAUUUAGCUUCACUAUAUACAAUAUAAUGAAAUAGCUGUAUAUUGUUUAAUUCCUUGGUAGAGGUAAGUCAUAUAUAUAAUGUAUUCUUAGAUAUAGAUGAUAACAUUUAUCACUAAUCUGAAAUAACAGUUAAAUGAUGAUGGGAAUUUCAUUCUUUUCUGAAACUUCAAUAUUUUGCCACUAGCUUCAUUAUACAUGCUGCUUAAAUAAAACAUUCCACUUCAA
Prinia subflava (tawny-flanked prinia) is the source of this 3731-nucleotide messenger RNA. It is a transcript of the gene METTL15, whose product is annotated as methyltransferase 15, mitochondrial 12S rRNA N4-cytidine. Gene Ontology annotation, biological process: rRNA base methylation. Gene Ontology annotation, molecular function: rRNA (cytosine-N4-)-methyltransferase activity. The transcript has 6 exons. The record is from RefSeq and is a predicted model, not a curated record. The coding region runs from base 967 to 2184 and encodes 405 amino acids. Lineage: Eukaryota; Metazoa; Chordata; Aves; Passeriformes; Cisticolidae.